This is a messenger RNA of Myxocyprinus asiaticus (Chinese sucker), 1667 nucleotides long. Its product is annotated as cyclin-dependent kinase-like 1. The transcript is spliced from 10 exons. The coding region runs from base 572 to 1624 and encodes 350 amino acids. Gene Ontology annotation, cellular component: nucleus. Gene Ontology annotation, molecular function: ATP binding; cyclin-dependent protein serine/threonine kinase activity. Gene Ontology annotation, biological process: protein phosphorylation. NCBI's taxonomy places the organism in Eukaryota, Metazoa, Chordata, Actinopteri, Cypriniformes, Catostomidae. The record is from RefSeq and is a predicted model, not a curated record.
CUGUAAAAGUAUUGUUCAUUGUUCAUGUUAACAAUUGGAACCUAAUUGCAAAGUGUUACCAAAAACAUUCCAUGUAUACGAGAGGUUAAUUCACUGGUUAUCCGCGUGCAGACACACAAAACGCUCACGCGCACGGGUGUGUUUACAUCUGGAAACAACGGCGUUGCAGCCGUUAUAUAUAGUGUGCCAUCGGAUGCAGGGUUUUACUGUCCCACUGCACUCGAUACUGAUCUCGGGUCAGACAGCGCGAAUUGUUUGUAGCUUUCAUCGUGUUACCGUGCAGACUGAAGCGCGCGCGGAGGGGAGGCGGAGUCUGGACUCAGUUUCUGUGGCGACCAGCCGCUUGUAAAUAGCGUGUUUUCUUCUCCAUGCGAACUCAAACACAUUCUCACGCUCCGCGGACACACGGCUUCAUCCGUCCGUCACUUGUACUCAACACCAGCGACAGCGGCCUCGAGCGCGUGCCGUCCAGCUCCGGUUUAUUUGACAAAUCUCGAAUUGUGUACGCUUUCAUUUUCUAAUUAAUAAUAAUAAUAAUUAUUAUUAUUAUUUUGGAUGCGGCAUAUAGCAAAUGGAGAAGUAUGAAAAGAUCAGUAAGAUCGGAGAGGGCUCGUACGGCGUCGUGUUCAAGUGCAGGAAUAAAGACACCGGACAAAUCGUCGCCAUCAAGAAGUUCGUGGAGUCUGAAGACGAUCCCAUCAUUAAGAAAAUAGCGCUCAGAGAAAUCCGCAUGCUGAAGCAACUGAAACAUCCCAACCUGGUGAAUCUGAUCGAAGUGUUCAGGAGAAAGAGAAAACUGCAUCUGGUGUUUGAAUACUGCGACCACACUGUCCUCAACGAGCUGGACAGAUACCCACGAGGUGUUCCAGAGCACAUGGUAAAAAGCAUCAUCUGGCAAACACUUCAAGCUGUGAACUUCUGUCACAAACAUAAAUGUAUUCACAGAGACGUAAAGCCUGAAAAUAUACUCAUCACCAAACAUCAGGUCAUCAAACUCUGUGACUUUGGCUUUGCCAGGAUCCUCACUGGUCCGUGUGAUUAUUACACAGAUUAUGUAGCGACACGGUGGUACCGAGCUCCAGAACUCUUAGUGGGAGACACACAAUAUGGCCCACCAGUGGACGUCUGGGCAGUGGGUUGUGUGUUUGCUGAGCUGCUAUCUGGCGCCCCUCUAUGGCCGGGCAAAUCCGAUGUAGACCAGCUCUAUCUCAUCAGGAAAACUUUAGGUGAGUUGAUUCCUCGCCAUCAGCAGGUGUUUAGCACUAACCAGUUCUUCAGCGGAGUUUGUGUCCCUGAACCGCAGGAGAUGGAGCCUCUUGAACUGAAGUAUCCGAACCUCUCAUAUCAGGCGCUGAGCCUAAUGAAGGGUUGUUUGCGGAUGGAUCCAGCAGAGAGGUUGUCUUGUGAGCAGUUAUUGGAACAGCCGUACUUUGACAGUCUGCGAGAGGAAAGCGAGAGUGUAACUCGUGAACUGGACCGCAAGAAACGCACACGCCAGCCACGCAAACACCUGCCACCUGGGUAUCUACCCCAGUUGGCCAGCAGUACUGUGUUCCCAGCUGUGGAGAACAGAAAAUACUACAACAACCUGCGCAAAUUCAACUAUCAUCUGCCCAACAUAUGAUGGAAGUCGACUCCUCAGGAACCAAUAAGAACUGACCAUCCAC